Messenger RNA from Cynara cardunculus var. scolymus (artichoke), 1742 nucleotides. RefSeq names its product splicing factor U2af large subunit B-like. Gene Ontology annotation, cellular component: U2AF complex; U2-type prespliceosome; commitment complex. Gene Ontology annotation, molecular function: pre-mRNA 3'-splice site binding; poly-pyrimidine tract binding. Gene Ontology annotation, biological process: mRNA processing. The transcript is spliced from 18 exons. Lineage: Eukaryota; Viridiplantae; Streptophyta; Magnoliopsida; Asterales; Asteraceae. The coding region runs from base 74 to 1690 and encodes 538 amino acids. The record is from RefSeq and is a predicted model, not a curated record.
AUCUAGGGCACAAAACUGAACCUGUCGACAGUUGAUACAAAUUGGAGCUGUUGUGCUUUGAAUUCGAGCUACCAUGUCUUCUCGACACGAUAAUAGACACCCUGACGGCGAUGGAGGUGGAGGUUCUUCACCUUAUGAUGUGUUUGAAGAUCGGGAUUCACAAAUUCAGAAGCACAAAGGCCGUGAAGAUAAUGAUAGGUCAAAGACCAGAGAGCGGGAUCGAGAUAGGGGAAAAGAUAGAGACCGACGACACAGGGAUUAUCCGGAAAGAAGUGGCAGGGAUGAGAGAGGAAGGGAGAGAAAUGAUGAUGAUGGGCGUUCCAGAAAUCGUGACUAUAGCAGGCGCCAUGAUUAUGAUCGAGAUAGAGAGAGGCAUCACAGACACAGAUCACGUUCUGCAUCACCUGAUCGAUCAAGGGAAUCAUCUAGAUCUCGCUCAAAAAGCAAGAGGACGAGUGGUUUUGACAUGGCACCACCUACUGCUGCAACUUUGCCAGGUGCAGUUGGGCAAUUGCCAGAUGCUCCUCAAUCAAUGCCUGGAAUGUUCCAGAAUAUGUUUCCUUUCGGGACAGCACAGUUGGGAGCUCUUCCCUUGAUGCCAGCUCAAGCAAUGACUCAGCAGGCCACGAGGCAUGCACGUCGAGUAUAUGUUGGCGGCUUACCCCCUUUAGCCAAUGAACAGACUAUAGCAACCUUUUUUAGCCAUAUUAUGACAGCCAUAGGAGGAAAUUCUGCUGGGCCAGCAGGUGAUGCCGUGGUCAAUGUGUACAUUAACCAUGAAAAGAAGUUUGCAUUUGUGGAGAUGAGAACAGUUGAAGAAGCAAGUAAUGCGAUGGCAUUGGACGGGAUCAUCUUUGAGGGAGUCUCUGUGAGAGUCAGAAGACCCACGGACUACAAUCCUUCAUUAGCUGCAACUCUUGGCCCUAGCCAACCAAAUCCAAACCUUAAUUUAGCUGCUGCCGGGCUUACCCCAGGUGGCAUUGGUGGAGCUGAAGGACCUGACCGGAUAUUUGUUGGGGGGUUACCAUAUUACUUCACUGAGGUACAGAUAAGAGAGUUGCUAGAAUCCUUUGGACCGCUGCGUGGGUUUGACCUUGUUAAGGACAGAGAUACUGGAAACUCCAAAGGAUACGGUUUCUGUGUCUAUGAGGAUCAAGCAGCUACGGACGUUGCUUGCGCUGCACUAAAUGGCUUAAAAAUGGGUGAUAAAACACUGACAGUCAGGCGUGCAACCAUCAGUAGUGGACAGAUGAAAACAGAACAGGAGACUAUAUUAGCCCAGGCACAGCAACAUAUAGCUAUGCAGAAAAUGGCCUUACAAGUUGGUGGGUUUAACCUUCCCGGAGUAGGGAUGCCCAGAGCACCUGACGAGGUUCCAACUAAAGUUUUGUGCUUGACUGAGGUGAUAAGUGCUGAUGAAUUGAUGGAUGAUGGAGAAUACGAAGAAAUUUUGGAGGAUAUGAGAGAAGAAGGACGGAAAUUUGGAGAUUUGACAAAUGUGGUAAUUCCUCGUCCCGAUCCAAAUGGAGAGCAAAUUCCUGGUCUUGGGAAGGUGUUCUUGGAGUAUGCAGAGUCGUCUGAUUGUGCAAAGGCCAAGGAUUCUUUGGGUGGUCGGAAAUUCGGAGGGAACGUGGUGACGGCCGUCUACUAUCCGGAGGACAAAUACUUGCAAGGGGACUAUGGGGCUUAGAAUUUCUUUUACAACAAUUAAACCUUUUUUUUAUUUUUUAUUUUUUUUUCUU